Messenger RNA from Tauraco erythrolophus (red-crested turaco), 854 nucleotides. The record is from RefSeq and is a predicted model, not a curated record. NCBI's taxonomy places the organism in Eukaryota, Metazoa, Chordata, Aves, Musophagiformes, Musophagidae.
GCUAUGCACUGGACAAGAAAGUAGUCAAAAGCAAGGUGGGGGAAAAAAUCGGCCUGCCUUGCUGUUAUGAAAUUCCCAGCUCAGAAACCCUGCGUAAUUACCGAGUCUACUGGCAGAAGAACACUACGGAGGUAGUGCUUGCCUACGCAGAGGGGGAGAAGAUCUCCAAGCACAAUCGGUAUGAGAACCGGACAGAGAUGGACUCCAGGAAUCUCACCCUGUGGAUCUCCCCCGUGGAAAUCCUGGACAAUGGCCCUUACCAGUGUAUAGUUCAGCACCUCAGAGUUUUGCAGAACCCAACUGUUGUGUGUGAUAAGUCUGUCGCCCUCUUUGUUACAGCUGACUUCAGUAAGCCGAACAUAACAGCAGAAGCAUCCGCUAAUUCUUGUGAAUGGACCGAGAUGGUGGUAAGAUGUUCUUCUCAUGGAGGUUUCCCCAAACCCAAAAUCUCUGGAGCCCUCAACAAUGAGUCUGUGGUGUGGAAUGCCAGCUGGGUGUCCGAAUCCAGCCUCAGCCCAUACAACGUUACUGGCAAACUGCGGCUCAACGUGACCAAAGACGUCAGCAUCACUUGCUCCAUUGAAUACAAUGGCUUUGCCAAGUCCACCAGUUUGCUUCUGAGAAAAACAGGCAUCUGCGUUGUCCCUACUGUGCCUCCAUCUUAUAAUGUCAUUACUGCUUCAAGUAUCAUCAUUAUCAUCUUCCUUUUGGCUAUCAUCCUAGCAGCAAGAUACCUCCGAAGGCACGUCUGUUCUCACUGUUGUAAGCCUCAGGAUUCAGUGGAAGAGGGUGUGAAAGAAUGUACAAAGCCACCCGUGAGCUUUAAAGUGACAUCUGAAACGUCAUCUGUAUGA